GCCCUGUUACACCGUUACACCCCUGUGCAUGACGUUUCUCCGCUGACAGGGUUUGCACUGCUACCAACCUUCCAUCUGUCGCGGCUGUUUCCUGUUCUUUUCAACCGAAGUUCUCUCCGACGUAUGUUGUGUCGAUAAAUAAACUAUCGAGGAAGAAUGGUCCGCAUUAGUGUGCUAGCCGAUGCACUGAAGUGCAUCAACAAUGCCGAGAAGCGCGGAAAGCGCCAGGUCCUGAUCCGGCCCAACAGCAAAGUCGUCAUCAAGUUCCUGACUGUGAUGAUGAAGCAUGGGUACAUCGGAGAGUUCGAGAUCGUCGACGAUCAUCGGUCGGGCAAGGUCGUGGUUAAUCUAACCGGACGCCUCAACAAGGCUGGCAUCAUCUCCCCCCGGUUCGACGUCAAGAUGGACGAUAUCGAACGGUGGACCAACACACUGCUCCCGUCGCGUCAGUUCGGAUACGUUGUCCUGACGACUAGCGGUGGCAUCAUGGAUCACGAAGAAGCCAGACGGAAGCAUCUGGGAGGCAAGAUUUUAGGUUACUUCUUCUAAAUUUGCUGAGCGAACACAAAAAUUUCGAUAAGGAGUAACUAAAAUAUAAAAAAAACAUCCGUCAGUCUGAAUUCCAAUAACUCGCGGGAGAUUUUUCUUUUCUUUUUUUCUCUUGUGUGGUAACGUUAGGAGAUUUUGAGGUUCGUUACAAAGGUUGGCUGGCAUCACCGUUCGUGAUGUUUACCGACAAAAAGUAAAAAAGAAAGAUGCGGUUAGGUGUAUUUAUGUGAAUGCAUUGAAUAUAAAGUCAAGUUUCACCUAAAGUGAAAGCAAACAAAAAAAUUAAAGAAAAAUCAAA
This is a messenger RNA of Armigeres subalbatus, 847 nucleotides long. RefSeq names its product small ribosomal subunit protein uS8A. Gene Ontology annotation, molecular function: structural constituent of ribosome. Gene Ontology annotation, cellular component: ribosome; cytosolic small ribosomal subunit. The coding region runs from base 157 to 549 and encodes 130 amino acids. Lineage: Eukaryota; Metazoa; Arthropoda; Insecta; Diptera; Culicidae. The record is from RefSeq and is a predicted model, not a curated record. Gene Ontology annotation, biological process: translation. The transcript has 3 exons.